Molecule: messenger RNA, 324 nt
Organism: Eriocheir sinensis (Chinese mitten crab)
Lineage: Eukaryota; Metazoa; Arthropoda; Malacostraca; Decapoda; Varunidae
Product: myb-related transcription factor, partner of profilin-like
Exons: 4
Coding region: 1-324 (107 amino acids)
Cellular component (GO): nucleus
Source: RefSeq, a predicted model, not a curated record
AUGUCGCCUCUGGAGGGCCAAGAGUCGGGAGCCAAACAACGAGCUUGGGAAGCUGCGGUGGAGGAGGUCAACGCCGUGAGUGGGAUCGGGCGCAGCGUGGAGGAGGUGCGCGUGAAGUUCUCCGACUUCAAGCGCCACACCAAGAAGCAGCUCGGAGACUUAGGACGUGGCGGCUCUGUACAAACGGACAACCUCACCGAUGCUGAGGAGGCCAUGGCGCAGGUGCUGGACCCUGCAGUUGUAGCGGGCACAGGAUCUGGUUUAGAAUCAGAUCCUCGUCCAACACCUUCUGUGUCCGCAGCCCACACUGUGGACUCCUUAUGA